GUAUUUCGAGUGAACCGGAUAAGGAACAUUUAGAGAGCGUACAGGUUCUUUGCUUUCACUUCUUGAGAUGAAAAUGCCGUCUUUGGUUACUAUGGCAGAGAACCCUGUUAGUAAUAAGAAGCUCAUACAUCAGUUGGAGAACCAGGAACUAGAGGCACCAGGUGGAAUAGCUACCCCUCAGGUAUAUGCACAGCUCCUGGCUCUGUAUUUGCUACAGAAUGAUAUGAAUAAUGCAAGGUACCUGUGGAAGAGAAUUCCAUCUGCUAUUAAAUCUGCAAAUCUUGAAUUAGGUGGGAUCUGGUCAGUUGGACAGAGGAUAUGGCAGAGAGAUUUCCCUCAGAUCUAUGCAGCAGUCUGUGCCCAGCAGUGGUCUGAGACCAUCCAGCCAAUUAUGGAAUCACUCCGAGAUACCACCAGGAGGCGAGCUUUUGGACUGGUUGCUCAGGCAUACACUUCAAUUAGUGCUGAUGAUUUUGCAGCUUUCGUUGGACUCCCUGUUGAAGAAGCAGUGAAGGGUGCUAUAGAACAAGGUUGGCAAGCUGAUCCUGCUACACAGAUGGUAAUACCAAGGAAACCAGAACCACCUCCUGUUCCACUGAUUCCCAAUGAGCAGCAGUUAGCCAGACUAACUGACUACGUGGCUUUUCUAGAGAACUGAUGCAUCUUUGUCGGAAGGAAAACAAUAUCCAAUGAUUUCCUGUACACUAGCAGUAACUGGACCUAAAGUCAUUGACAAUAUUAUUAAUAUAUUUAAGUUAUAUCCUGUAAUUCCACAUUUUAGUGUAAUCCUUCUCUGGACUUGUACAUCUAGCAUUAUUUUUAAUGAUAAAUUACGAGUAACUUUAGUAUAUUUAACUAGCUGUAUUUGGUUUUUUCACUUGCUUGUUGUCAUAAAUGAGACUAUGCAUUUAUUGUUGGUCAGCAACCUUUUACACCACGCUUGCCCACAGCAGAAUAUUUUAUGUUAGCAAGUCUUGUGUGUAGAAUUGUACUAGUUUACCAGAAGCUUAAGUGUUUCAAAUGUAUGACUUUAUAAAGAGAGACACAUGCAGCCGUUAACCGAAGAAUACAUUUAUUUUCUAAAGAAAGAGGUGCUUUUAUGAACUGUACCUAAACGUGAAGUUUUGCAUAUAUUGGAACUUGUAUAACUAAAGCAUCCGGUAAUACUUUAUAAUGCGUCAACUUUACUGUAAUUGUGGCAUUUUAUAGUAUCCAAUAUCAAUUUUUUCUGUAUUAAGUAAUACCUAGAGAAGAACAUAAUUUUCUGGGAAGAUGGUAGAAAAUCUCACAUAAGUAAAACAGUGGUAAAGCAUUUGCUUCUAGCAUAGUGGUGGAGAAUACCUUGCACUACCAGCACAGUAGAUGGCACAGCCGUUUUUGCUGCGUAAGGAUUUCAGUAUGUUAUCUUUAAAGCAGUUUACUUUUGUGGGAUUUAAUACGCAGGCUAAAUGUGGUUCUACGGAAGUGUAACCUCUUUUUGGUAAUGUAAUCCUGGAUUUUUGUAGCUGCUAUACUUAAAUAAAAAGAGAAUUGCAUAUGUAGAGUCUUGA
This is a messenger RNA of Protopterus annectens (West African lungfish), 1550 nucleotides long. It is a transcript of the gene COPS8, whose product is annotated as COP9 signalosome subunit 8. The transcript has 7 exons. Gene Ontology annotation, biological process: protein deneddylation; COP9 signalosome assembly. NCBI's taxonomy places the organism in Eukaryota, Metazoa, Chordata, Ceratodontiformes, Protopteridae. The record is from RefSeq and is a predicted model, not a curated record. Gene Ontology annotation, cellular component: COP9 signalosome. The coding region runs from base 68 to 658 and encodes 196 amino acids.